UUAACACAUCUUCUCCUCACUCACAUUCAAUUGCAUGCAUCACUGAAGAGGGAAAUUAUUCACAAGCAUUUCCGCAUUUCGUCGACUGCUCUUACCUUAGUUGGUAUGGAGGGUGAUAGGCAUUUCAGUCAUCCUCAUCCAAUGACUUCCUUUGUAGUAGAUGAGAUGGAAGCUGAUAACUAUCAUUCUUGCAAAAUUUGUGGUUUGCCAAUUCUAUCUGCUCCCUCCUACACUUGCACCAUUGCUGCUUGUGAUUUUUUUCUGCACGAAUCAUGUGCGCAUAAAUUCCAACAAAAAACUAUCCAUCCCAAUCAUAAGCCGCGACAUAAAGUCCACACCCUUUGUCUCCAAGAAGGAAGUCCCAAUUUCACAUACAAAUGUGAGGAUUGCGAUUUUGAAAUGCAUCCUUUGGCAGCAGUGGAUGGUGUUGAGAUCAUAACCAAACACAAGAGCCAUCCACCUCACCCGCUCGUGGCUCACUGUAGAGAUAUUUUGUCUUUGUGCGAUGCCUGUGGGGAGCGACAUGAUGGUUUCUUCUUCUCGUGCCAACUCUGUAAUUUCUGGAUUCAUCAAGCCUGCACCAUACUGCCUACCGCUCUCAUUCUCUCCUCUGAUCCUGAACCCUACCUUCUUGCUUAUUCUAUUACUGUCCGAAUGAUUGAGUGCAUAGUUUGUGACAAACCCUUGCUUCUUUCCCAUAACGCCAUCUAUUUUUGCCCCCAAACUGUGAGAUUUUCUCAUGUCAAAUGUGGACUCCAGAAGAUUCAAUCCAAAACAAGGCUAGAGUUGAUCCAACUGCCACACGACGACUUGGACACAUUUCCAAGUUUGGAGAUCCGUACAUACUCCCACAGAAACCAAGCUCAUAAUAUUGGUGAUGAAGACAAGAAGCUUGCAAUGGAGAAUUUUCACAAGCAUCCUUUAAUGCUAGUUGGUGACGAGGAAGAGGAUCAUACUUAUAAGUAUAAUCACAAACUAGUUCUAGUGUGUGAUAUAUGCACACAAACCAUUACUAUUCCAUCUCCAUUUUACAGAUGCGCUCAACAAACUGGUGGCUGCUCUUUUUAUGCCCAUAAAGUCUGUGCAGACCUUCUCCCCGUUCUCAAGUUUGAGAUUCCAAAUGAUGAGAGCAACAAAGCAUUUAAGGCACAACCUUGUCUGUACCCGGACAAAUGGUUCUUCAGUUCAAUAUUUUUCUGUGUUUUCUGCUCUCUUCCUAGCAAUGCAGCUUGCUAUCACUUUCCUGAUGAUGAUUUAGGUGUCUUGAUGGUUGAUCUGUCGUGCAUGGCUGCCCCAAGCAUUAUAAAGCACAGCUCACACAGCCAAUACCUUCUCUUUCGCACCACCCGCCAUUCGAGGGCCUACCCCCUCAGUUGUUGUUCCCGCGGCUCCUUCAUUCAUGAUGUUUAUAGGUGCACUAACUGCGAUUUCUACAUUCAUAUAAGUGAUCAAGACAUAUGCGAGGUGUGUGAGGAAGGAAUAGAGUGCAAGUAUUGGUUCUACCACUGUGCAAAAUGUGACUACUCUUUCCACGUAAACUGCAUUCCCUCGCUUGGCUAUUUGUCCAAAGUCAAGUUCGGAGGCAAAUUUGAUAUUCCUUGUCACUCUCAUCCUCUCACCCUUACACGGAUGCUUGCCUACGGAAGAAAUGAGAAGUGUGGGCAUUGCCACAAAAUCAUUCCAGGAUUGGUAGAUCAAGCGGCUUUCUCAUGCUCACAAUGCGAUUAUUGGAUUCAUUUUUCUUGUGCAAGGGAUUCAUUCACAUCCUCUCACAAUUGUAGAUCCUUAGUUUUCGAGGAAUUCAAUAUACCGGGGUGGUAUGAUAUUUUGUUGAAGAUUGAAGAUUAUUAAUUGAUAGUGUAUAAUGUAUAUUGUAAUUGUGGAGGAGAUGGAUUUACUGUGUUUAAGAACCUACGUACGUACUUGUUUAUAUUAUGAUGCGGGUGAUGUGUGUGUAUUUUAAUGAAUUUGGUCCCUUUUUCUAAAAUCUCUCAAAGAAUAUCCUAUUCUGCCUACUGUCACUAAUGGAACCAGCAUAUGGCCAAACCCUCGCUCCAGCGGGGGCUUGUCUGGU
Salvia splendens (bonfire salvia) is the source of this 2074-nucleotide messenger RNA. RefSeq lists its product as uncharacterized. The record is from RefSeq and is a predicted model, not a curated record. The coding region runs from base 106 to 1851 and encodes 581 amino acids. The transcript has 4 exons. Lineage: Eukaryota; Viridiplantae; Streptophyta; Magnoliopsida; Lamiales; Lamiaceae.